Messenger RNA from Acanthosepion pharaonis, 849 nucleotides. The record is from the annotation of a GenBank genome assembly. Lineage: Eukaryota; Metazoa; Mollusca; Cephalopoda; Sepiida; Sepiidae.
AUGGUGGUAAAUUCGCUCCUUACUCUUUGGAACAAUCAACAUCCGAGGUUCAAUACCCCAACCAAAAAAUUUAACUUACUCUCUGUAUUUCUUUUCUUUCUUUCUUUCUUUCUUUCUUUCUUCCUUUCUUUCUUUCUUUCUUUCUUUCUUCCUUCCUUCCUUCCUUUCUUUCUUUCUUUCUUUCUUUCUUUCUUCCUUUCUUCCUUUCUUUCUUCUUUCUUUCCUUCUUUCUUUCUUCCUUUCCUUCCUUCCUUUCUUCCUUCCUUCCUUCCUUCCUUUCUUUCCUUUCUUCUUUCUUUUUUCUUCUUUCUUUCUUCCUUUCUUUCUUUUCUUUCUUCCUUCCUUCCUUUAUUUCUUUCUUUCUUUCUUUCUUUCUUUCUUUCUUUCUUUUCGCUUUUCUUCCUUCCUUCCUUCCUUUUUUUGAAUUCUUUCUUUCUUUUUUUGAAUGGGAAUUCCUGUUGCCGUCUUUCUUUCUUUCUUUUUGACAGACUUCCUUUCUUUCUUUUUUCUUUCAUUUCUCUCUUCUUCCUUUUACUUUCUUUCUUCUUCCUUCCGGUGAGACAGAACGUGAUGGUGAUUUUUAUUUCUUUCUUUUUUUUUAUGCUUGUCCUUUCUUUCUUUCUUUUUUCUUUCUUUCUUUUUCUUCCCAAACUUGUACUCAUUCUUUACCAUUCCCAUUUUUUUCUUUCUUUCUUUCUUUUUUCUUUUUUCUUACUUCCUUUUCAGUUCGACAUUCCAAACACCUUUUCUUUCUUUCCGAAUAAUUUCCUUCCUUCCUUCCUUAUUACGCGCUGUUUUCUUUCUUUCAUUCAAUUUCUUUAUCUUUCUUUCUUUCUUUCUUUCAACUGA